Messenger RNA from Thunnus maccoyii (southern bluefin tuna), 1662 nucleotides. It is a transcript of the gene pcmtl, whose product is annotated as l-isoaspartyl protein carboxyl methyltransferase, like. Gene Ontology annotation, cellular component: cytoplasm. The record is from RefSeq and is a predicted model, not a curated record. The transcript is spliced from 9 exons. Gene Ontology annotation, molecular function: protein-L-isoaspartate (D-aspartate) O-methyltransferase activity. Gene Ontology annotation, biological process: protein modification process. The coding region runs from base 150 to 899 and encodes 249 amino acids. Lineage: Eukaryota; Metazoa; Chordata; Actinopteri; Scombriformes; Scombridae.
GGCUGCGGGCCAGGAAAUGUGUCGCAAGUUGCUUGAGGAAACGGUGGCCAGUGACAUAGGUAAACAAGCCCAGCUGACCUCCCCUGAAUGACUUUAGUGGUUUGCGAGCGCUGAUCAUCAUGUCACUGCAGGGAGAUCCGGUGUAGGAGAUGCGAGCAGCGUUGAGCCUGGCAGCAGUGGCAGUCCCUAUGGGUGUUCUGCUGUCCCGGACCAUGGCGUGGAUGUCCAGUGGCAAAACACAUCCAGAGCUCAUAAGCAGGCUGAGGGAUCAUGGGGUGAUCCACAGCGACAGAGUGUUCAAUGCCAUGCUGGCUACAGACAGAGGGCUCUACUCCAGAGAUUAUCCUUAUGCAGACUCUCCGCAGUCCAUAGGCUACAGGGCAACUAUCAGUGCACCACACAUGCAUGCCCAUGCUUUGGAGCUGCUGAGUGACAAACUACAUGAAGGGGCGUCAGCUCUGGACGUGGGUUCAGGAAGUGGCUAUCUCACUGCCUGCUUUGCAAGGAUGACAGGACCCAGUGGCAGAGUGGUUGGCAUUGAACACAUUGAUGAACUGGUUCAAAUGUCAAUAAAGAACGUUCAACGUGAUGACCCAGAGCUGCUCUCCUCCGGACGCAUCAGACUUUUAUUGGGAGAUGGAAGGCUCGGGUACCCAGAAGGAGCACCUUAUGAUGCCAUUCAUGUUGGAGCAGCUGCAGCUACUGUUCCUAAGGCUCUCUUGGAGCAGCUGAAGCCAGGCGGGCGGUUGGUCCUCCCAGUGGGCCCCGACGGUGGCAGUCAGGUGCUCGAACAAUACGAUCGUCAGAGUGACGGGACCUUUCUCAAGAGAGCUUUAAUGGGAGUGGUCUACGUCCCCUUAACUGACAAGAGGCAUCAGUGGCCUGGAGGUGAGCUCUGACUGCAGUGUGGUUGCCCCUGCAGGAGGUGGCGUUGGUGCUGCAUCUCCGGGUCCCCAUAACCUCCUCAUGUUUUUACUGAGCUCUAAGUCUUACGGCCACCUGCCCCACUGGUUUGUCACCUAGCAACGCACGAGGAGGAACUCGCUCUGUUUGCCUGACCAGAUUGUCUUCCUAGAGUGCUAAAACAGUGAGUGACUGAAUGACUGACCACAUCUGAACCGUCUCCUGAAGACGAAGAGUCCUUGUAGUCAGAGAAUAGUUGUAGACAAGGAGAUAAUGAAUGACAAAAAAAGCUUGUCUGAGGUUUUAGUGAUUCACAGAAUUAUUUGUGAAGUCUAGCAGUGUGAGCUUUGUGUGAGCUGCAAUAUAGCUUGAAUAGCUACAGUGUUACAUGUUUUCCUCUGGACGCUUGUGGGAAAUUCAGAUGAAUGGUAAACUUGAAUCUUGUGUAAUCUUAUGGGAAUGCUUUGGUUUUGAAUGCAGCCAUACUUAAAGAUGAACCCAAGUUCACGCCAAGGAAUUUUUAAUUAAAAAAAAUAGCAAAUUAACAAAGUAAUUUCUAUUUCAUGGUAAGAAUUGCCACUUACUUGCUUCCAAUACUGUAUGUAUAUGAUAUGUCCUGUUUGAGACUGUAACCCAAUAGAACAGGGGGGAGGUUGUGCCAAAACAUGAUUCAUUUAGGCACUUAGUAUUUUGAGACUGUAAAAUUGUUGAUAUUAUAUGUAUGCUUAUAAGAUUUAUUAAUAAAACUCAAAACAUUGA